AUGUUUGCCGACUUGAAAAAGAAAAAGAAAAAGAAGUCCAAGUCAACUGAAGAGGACGCUCCUGCUGAAACUGAAGCCGCAGCUGAUAAUGAUGAAGAAUUAGAUUUCGGUGCUUUAAAGAGAAAGAAGAAGAAGAAGAAGUCUAUGGCUCAAUUUGAAGCUGACUUGGCUGAUGAAAAUGCAGAUGAAGAAAUUGUCGAAGACAAAUCAGAUAAACAAGCUGGCGAAGAAGCUUGGCUGAAGAGUGACAGAGACUAUGCAUACGAAGAGCUCCUUGACCGCGUAUUCAACAUCUUGAAACAAAAUAAUCCUGAAUUGGCAGGCGAAAAGAAGAAAUACACCAUUGUUCCUCCUUCAAUUCAUCGUGAAGGUAACAAGAAGACGAUCUUUGCAAACGUAUCAGAAAUUUCCAAGAGACUUCACCGUCCUGCUGAACAUGUCAUUCAGUUCUUGUUUGCCGAAUUGGGUACAACCGGUUCCGUCGACGGUGCUCAAAGAUUGAUCAUCAAGGGUCGUUUCCAACAAAAGCAAAUCGAAAAUGUGCUGCGUCGUUACAUUGUCGAAUACGUCACCUGUAAGACUUGUAAAUCUCCCAACACGAUCAUGACCAAAGAUAACAGACUAUACUUUGUUACCUGUGAACACUGUGGCUCGACUCGUUCCGUCUCUGCCAUCAAGACAGGUUUCAAAGCACAGACAAAGGAAGAUAGACGUGCGCUCAGAGCAUAA
Molecule: messenger RNA, 729 nt
Organism: Rhizopus microsporus ATCC 52813
Lineage: Eukaryota; Fungi; Mucoromycota; Mucoromycetes; Mucorales; Rhizopodaceae
Product: translation initiation factor eIF2 subunit beta
Exons: 3
Coding region: 1-729 (242 amino acids)
Biological process (GO): translational initiation; formation of translation preinitiation complex; formation of cytoplasmic translation initiation complex
Cellular component (GO): eukaryotic translation initiation factor 2 complex
Molecular function (GO): translation initiation factor activity; translation initiation factor binding; mRNA binding
Source: RefSeq, a predicted model, not a curated record